AUGCUUUUAUCCUCGGACAAUUUACCUGGUAUUUUCAUUGGGUUAUCUGGCUUAAGUGGUGUAACUGGAAUGGAGUUUGGAGUUCCAGGCUAUGGACUUAUUGGCUACAGCAUCACUAUGUACCAGAACAUGCUGACUUCCCACAAGCCAUUAUGCGCAUACUCGUGCCGUGUGGCUCUUUCAGCUAGCCCAUUGAACUGCAGCAGCAGGACGGAGGUAAAUGGAAUGGUGUUUGCCAAUACUUCAUCUAGCUGCUUCGCCACGGACGAUGCUUUCCUCAUGUCACUAGCGUGGUGUAUUCACAUAGACAUGACCCGAACUUGGAUUCGGUCGCUAAGAGUUACGUUAAAGCGCUGUGUCGAUCUUUCCGUUUGGGAAAUCGAGAAGUACUGGCAAUCUACAGAAGCUAGCAUUCGUAACAGCCAUCGAAGACUUGAUGAGCCUGGUGUCAAUGUCGACUCAAACCCCCCAGCUCCGAAAUGGACGUAUCAAGAGGCUCUCAGUAACGUCAACCGGACACCGACAGCUACCUUGUCUUUUGCAAACCCACUCAAGGAGAAGGCUUUGGUGUCGGAUGCCGAUUACCAGGUGCAGUACAAUACCAUGGGUAUGUUCGAGAAGAUGGAGGUCAACCAUGAGACAUACGGUCUCAUUCUGAUUGCAUCAGGUGCAGUCGUUCCGAUUUUGAUUUCACUGCUUCGGUUUGUCCCAUUGCCGGCGUUGAUGGUAUCUAAGAUCCAUGCGGUUUUUAUUGACCCCCCCCUGUUGGGUCGUCGACACAAAGUUCCUUACUUCAACAUGUUGAUAAUGCCGACGCGCGGUCAGACGAUCCUCAUCGCUUAUUUGGUGAUCAUCAACGUUGUUUUAAGCGGCAUCGGUUACGACUCAGCUCAACCCAAUGCUUGGUGGGUCAACGACAGAGACCAAGAACUUCUGACAUCUUUUAGCAACCGUAUGGGUGUGCUAAGCUUCGCAAACUUACCUUUGCUUAUUCUUUACGCCGGGAGAAACAACUUCCUGUAUUGGUUGACCGACUUUACCCAAUCGACUUUCAUGCUACUGCAUCGGUGGACGGCAUACUUUUGUACCAUCCAGGCAUGUCUGCACUCGGCUGCGUGGCUUCAAAUCUACGUCAGCAUGAACCAACACGACAUUGAAGCUCAGUUGCCUUACUGGAUUUGGGGAAUCAUUGCCACCCUUGCUAUGAGCUUCUUGCUGCCUGCCUCAGCAAUUCCGUUCCGGGAGAAGUUGUAUGAACUCUUUUUGGCCUUGCACAUCACUCUCGGCAUACUUGCGGUUGUCGGCUCCUACCUGCAUAUCGUCUAUAGGUUCCAGCAUCAGUGGGGCUAUGAAGUAUGGAUGUAUAUCUGCUUCGGUGUUUGGGGUUUCGACCGGCUUGUACGCAUGCUUAGGAUGGCGAGAAAUGGUUUGUUGUGGGCAAACAUCAACAUUAUCGACGAUGAUUAUCUGCAGAUCGACAUUAUUGAUGCAGUGGGAAACGGCCACGCUUACCUAUACUUUCCUACAUUGUCAUGGCGCCCAUGGGAAAGCCAUCCUUUCUCGAUCCUGAGGUCCAGGGUGAACUUUUUUUCGACUAGGUCGUCGAGCAUCCGACCUUGUCCUGUCACCAAAGACUCAUUUUCCAAAGAUUCGAGCAGUAGAGAGACUUCACACGCCAACACUGAAUCCCGUGUUGGGUUGUCCUUUCUCAUUCGAUCUUUCUCUGGCACCACGAAGUUGCUCCGUUCACAUAGCCGCCUCCCAGUAUUCGUUGAGGCCGGUUAUCUUCCACAUCACAAUUUGGAAAAGUUCGAGACGCUUUUCUGCAUCGUUGGAGGAGUUGCCAUCACAGCUGUAGCCCAGGUUUUACACACGUACCCCGGGAACGCCAAAUUGUACUGGUCUGCACGAAGCCACACUCUGGUUCAACGGGUCAGUCUCGAUGGUGUUGAUUUAAGCAUUUCGAUUGAUGCACGGUUCGAGCUUCGCAGUGUUCUAGAAGAGGAGAUAAGGAAAGCUAAAGGGACUACAGCUAUUAUAGUUAGUGGGCCUGCUACGAUGGUUGAUGAGGGACGCUGUCUGGUUAGCAAACUCGCUUUUAGAGCGCCGGUACCAAUUACUUUUAUUGACGAGACAUAUAUCUGGUAA
Colletotrichum higginsianum IMI 349063 is the source of this 2148-nucleotide messenger RNA. Its product is annotated as Ferric reductase transmembrane component 4. The transcript has 4 exons. Gene Ontology annotation, biological process: copper ion import; iron ion transport; intracellular iron ion homeostasis. Gene Ontology annotation, cellular component: plasma membrane. The record is from RefSeq and is a predicted model, not a curated record. Lineage: Eukaryota; Fungi; Ascomycota; Sordariomycetes; Glomerellales; Glomerellaceae. Gene Ontology annotation, molecular function: ferric-chelate reductase activity. Bases 1 to 2148 code for a protein of 715 amino acids.